Molecule: messenger RNA, 387 nt
Organism: Atta colombica
Lineage: Eukaryota; Metazoa; Arthropoda; Insecta; Hymenoptera; Formicidae
Exons: 2
Coding region: 1-387 (128 amino acids)
Source: RefSeq, a predicted model, not a curated record
AUGACGUUCCACGAGCUACACUCUUCAGGGAAAUAUCUUCGACGUUCUCACGUUCUUCAGAGCAUAACUUCUUCAGAUGCAUCUCAAAUUCAUCAGACAAUGUGCAAUCAAUGUGCAGAGAGGGAAUCCGUUCCUAAGCGGCGAUUCUUCUGCGACGGAUUGCCGCGUGACAUUUGGAGACAAUGUAAGGAUGAGCUGCGGUGUCUCAAGUGCAUGAAACGGUACAGUGAUUGGCGCAGCCUACGGAAGCACAUGAACUUCUUCUGUCAGAUGGAACCGCUCUACCCCUGCCCGUACUGCUCCCAUAGAGCCAGGAUUCCUACCUUAUUGAAGUAUCACAUUGUUCGCGAGCAUGUCGGCCUUGCGUCGAUUGAGCAAUCGCAUUAA